Molecule: messenger RNA, 2971 nt
Organism: Trichogramma pretiosum
Lineage: Eukaryota; Metazoa; Arthropoda; Insecta; Hymenoptera; Trichogrammatidae
Gene: ClC-b
Product: H(+)/Cl(-) exchange transporter 7
Exons: 9
Coding region: 285-2831 (848 amino acids)
Biological process (GO): transmembrane transport; chloride transport
Cellular component (GO): lysosomal membrane; intracellular membrane-bounded organelle
Molecular function (GO): voltage-gated chloride channel activity
Source: RefSeq, a predicted model, not a curated record
AGCAACGGCAGCAGUCAGCCGUAGUAUCGCGAGAAUCGUAGUGUCUCACGAGUCUCAUUGUUUGCUAUAGUGGCGGAGUAUAAACAGGCGAAGCAGUCGAGCUUUUGUUCGUAAAUUAAGACGAGCUCGUUCGCGUUGUGCACAUCCUCGACGAUGAAAAUCGGCACGAAUCAAUUCGAGAGCAUCUGUUAAGUAUCCGUCGACGAGUGUCAUUUCUCGCCUAUCUACUUCUAGAUGCAAUAGUACUAUGAUAGUGCCGAGUAGCGUCGAGUGCAACGUCAAAGAUGUCGAUCGACCCCUCGGAUCACGUAAACGUCUUGGUCUCAACGAGCGUCAACAGCAACAACGACAACAAUCAGGGCGCAGAUGACAGCGACGAUGACAUACUGCCCAUCUCUUCGUGCGCCCAACGCAUCAGUCCCAGUGAGGCUCAACGGGGCGGUGCUGCUGCUGCUGCUGACUCCUUCGGAAAUUCCGAGAUCGCGAGCAACGUAACUCGACGAAAUACUCCGUCUUUGUAUUCCAGCAGCAGAGCCAGCCAUUCCAACAAUACCGAAAGCCGUGCGACCUUUGGACAUGACACGGAAAGUGCCUCCACCAGGCACAACGUGCGAUUCUACUCCGAGGACCAAGUGUCGCCCGGAUCGACCAAUUUUCUCUCUAGCAGAUACGAGAGUUUAGAUUAUGAUAUCUAUGAAAACCAUUUAUUGCAAGAUGAAGAGAGACACAAAGGAUACAAGUACGUCGUUAAGAAGAAUAUUGCAAGAUGGUUUAUUUUCCUAUUGAUAGGCAUUUGCACUGCUAUCAUUGCGUGCCUCAUAGAUAUUUCAAUUGAAUUAAUUUCCAAAUGGAAGUAUGGAUCUCUGAGAGACUUCGUUGAUAAUUGCAUUGCCAGAGAUGAUAACAGCACUUGCUUAUGGAUUCCAUAUUUGAUGUGGAUGUUUUACAAUAUUGUUCCUGUAUUUAUUGGUUCAAUGUUGGUUACUUUCAUUGAACCUAUAGCAGCUGGAAGUGGAAUUCCUCAAGUUAAAUGUUAUUUAAAUGGCAUUAAAAUCCCAAGAGUUGUUAGGAUCAAAACUUUAUUUGUUAAAUGUAUUGGAGUUGUUACAUCUGUUGUUGGUGGACUUGCUGCAGGAAAGGAAGGACCAAUGAUACAUGCUGGGGCUGUAGUUGCAGCUGGAUUAUCCCAAGGAAAAAGCACAACUUUUAAAAAAGAUUUAAAUAUUUUUCGAUACUUCAGAGAAGAUCAUGAAAAAAGAGAUUUUGUAUCUGGAGGAGCUGCUUCUGGUGUUUCUGCAGCUUUUGGUGCUCCAAUAGGAGGUGUUUUAUUUAGUAUUGAAGAGGGUACGAGCUUUUUUAACCAAAGUUUGACAUGGAGAACAUUCUUUGCUAGCAUGAUCUCAACAUUUACACUGAACAUAAUUUUAAGUGCUUAUCAUGGGCACCCAGGAGAUUUAUCUUUCUCUGGCCUUUUGAAUUUAGGAAAAUUUGAAAGCAUCUCUUAUCAGAUAUAUGAAAUUCCUUUGUUUAUAAUGAUGGGCACUAUUGGAGGUUUAUUAGGUGCCUUAUGGAAUCACAUAAAUUACAAAAUUACAUCAUUUCGCAUGAAAUAUGUUAGAAAUAAAUGGGUUAAAGUUUUUGAAGCUGUAUGCGUUGCAAUAAUGAGUGCCACAAUGGGUUAUAUGAUGAUAUUCUACAUAGAUGAUUGUAAAACAAUAGGUAGAGAUCCAACUGAAAAUCCUGUUAAAAUGUAUUGCAAUGAUAAUGAAUACAGUGCUGUGGCUGCUUUAUGGUUUCAAACACCCGAAAGGAGUGUUCGUUCUUUAUUUCAUGAUCCUGUAGGAUCACAUAAAGAUAUAACUUUGGCAGUCUUUGUUGUAUUUUAUUUCAUACUUGCUGCUUUUACUUUUGGAUUAUCUGUAUCUGGGGGAUUAUUUAUUCCUUCGUUACUCAUUGGAGCGGCUUGGGGCAGACUCGUUGGCUCUGGAUUAGCAAAACUAUUUCCUGGAUAUACUUUUGUCAACUCAGGCAAAUAUGCUCUCCUCGGUGCUGCUGGUCAGUUGGGAGGAGUUGUCAGAAUGACAAUAAGUUUGACAUGUAUACUAAUUGAAGCAACCCAAGGUAUAUCAAUCGGUUUACCAAUUAUUAUUGUUCUUGUUAUGGCUAAGUGGGUGGGAGACUUUUUCAAUGAGGGUAUUUAUGAUAUUCACAUACAAAUGGGAGGAAUACCUCUCUUACCAUGGGAAGCUCCUCCACUAUCAAACAAUAUUUAUGCAAGUGAUAUAAUGAGUCAACCAGUAGUAACGGUCAAAACAACUGAAAAUGUCGGCCAUAUAGUAGAAAUGUUGAAAUGUGUGUCAUUUAAUGGUUUUCCCGUUGUAGAUCCUCCAAGCAGCGACGGGAGUGAAAUAAACUGUUACGGACGACUGCGCGGAAUGAUACUUCGUUCGCAGUUAAUCGUGCUGUUGCAAAAUAAGAUAUUCAAUAGGUACCAUGAGAGAUGGGGCAGAACUUUGAGCAUCGAAAUGUUCAGAAGCGAAUAUCCUAGAUACCCGACGAUAGAUAAAGUUAGCGUAACCGAAGAAGAAAAGACGGACGACAUAGACUUGAGGCCUUUCAUGAAUCCCUCACCUUAUACUCUUAAGCACUCUGCAACACUACCACGAGCAUUCCGAUUAUUAAGAGCUCUCGGCCUACGGCAUUUACCGGUCGUGAACGAUCUCAACGAGGUCGUGGGAAUGAUCACGCGCAAGGAUGUAGCCAGGUAUCGCAUUUGGAAGCAUCAAGGACGCAUGGGCCUCGACGAGCUGUCGAUUACAAAUAAAAUUUGAAAAGAGACAUGUAUUUUUUUACUUUUCCAAGAUAGUGCACGUACACGUACACAAUUUAUUACUCGACUGUAAUUGAGAAAAUGUUAUAAAAUGCAAAAACACAAGCAUAUUUUUUUGUAAAAAAAAUCUUGAAUAUUUAU